UGUUCUAAGAAUUCCAGUGGUAUCAUACCAAUAAUAGUACCGAUUGCAGUUUGUGAUUAAGAAAAAGAAAGGUGAAUCGGCAUGUCGGAAAGUUUUUCUAUCUAAGAUAUUGUUUUGCAGCAUUACGGCUAAACCUUUUUUUCGGCCAAGUGUUGUUACGAAAAUAAUUGACAUCCAUUAUGGAUAGCAAUCCCUGUAGUAGUAAUUUUUCUGUUCAAACUUUGUCUAAACGAGACGGGAAUGAUCAAGAUCCGGAUUACAAUGAAGCUGCCGCCCCAGAUAGGAAACGAUUGAAGCAUUUGGAGGAAAAUGCAAAAACACGAUUAGGAGAACGUGUUAAACAUAUAUUGACGAAUCAUUUUGAAUCUGAAGGAAACCGGCAACAUGCUGAAAUUGUAGAAAUUGAUAAAUCUAUUUCUAGAGUGCAACAAAAGUUACAAAUAUUAAGAUACAUUGCCAAUCGGUCAUUUUUUUCUGCCAAAACUUUGCAAAUUAGUGGCACAUCAUUGACAUCUCAGAGUACUAUUCACCCAACUUUAAAAAAUAUGCUUGGCAAAAGACCAACCAAAACAUUAUUUGAAUGUGCAAAUAUUUCUCCAUCUGUUGAAUCAGCUGAAGGACUUAAAGGAAAUCAAGGGAAUCUUUCCACUAGUGAAAGCAUUAAAGUUCCUAGAUACAUUCCUCCAAAACUUCCUGAAAGAAUUGUUGCAACCCCAGUUCGUGGAGAGCUUCACUGUAUAAAGAAAAAGCUCAUCAUAGGAAAUAUAUCCAGAUGGAUUCCCGUUUCCGAAAGAGACGACACGGCAAGCCAUAAAUGGAUGGUUUAUGUCCGAGGUCCUAAGGAAGAACCAAAUGUAUCGUCCUUUAUAAGCCAAGUCAUUUUUUUCCUUCAUCCUAGUUAUGCACCGCAUGAUACUAUACAUGUACUGUCUCAUCCAUUUCAUGUAACGCGUCGUGGAUGGGGGGAAUUCCCUUUACGAAUUCAAGUCCAUUUUCACAAUCCUCUUUGCAAACCAGUAAACAUAAUUCAUAAUCUCAAACUGGAUCGAAGCUACAGUGGACUUCAAACUUUGGGAGCAGAAACGAUUGUCGAUGUAAUGAUUUUUGAUUCAAAAAUUGAUCGUUCGUCUUUCUCAGCCGUAGAUGAAGAUACCGCUAACGACGUAGAAAAAAAAGAAAAAUCCGCAUCGAAAUUGGAUAAUAUUUCCGUCCUUGCAAGCGAAGAUGGGGUUAAUGUCGAAACAUACGAUCCAAACAAGCCUUUCGGUAGUCCUCCUCAAUAUUCAGAAGCUACUAAUGCCGCAACGCCCCAAUGUAAUCACCCAUCUGAAAUCAGUACUCGGAGUUCAGAAUGUGACGACGACGAAAUUGGCUGCUCGUUGGUGGAGAGUAAUGGUUUUUCGAAAGUUGAUUUAUUAACAGACAUGCCGAACAAAACUUCACAAAGUGAAAUGCCUCAAGCCUGGGAUAACAACGUCGUUGAUCGAGAUCACGAUUACUUCAUAACAGGAAGUGAUACGCGUAGAGAAAAUGAAACCAUGGCAAUUGACAGUAGUGUAUUGGUGUUACCAAAACAGGAUAGAAACGCCGAGGAAUUCAGCAAACAAUUUCCUAGUUUAGCAUCAACUUCUUGUUCAGCAACGCACACGGGCAAAGUUUCAGCGACACCUGAUCCUGCGGUUAAACCUGUAUUGGUUCGUUGUUUUAACAAAAACGGAAAAACUUUCAAACUCCCAUUGGCCCUACUUCGAAAUGCCUUUAUUUUGCAACCGUAUCGUCUUGCGAAAGCUGGGGAGUCGUUGUUACGCUCUACCAUUUCGAAUUCGGCAAUAACUACUGAUUUGCCUGCUGAAAUUGUGCAACCAGUCCUCGGAAAAGUUAUCUCUGCGACACCAAGAUCUCAAAUAAUACCAAAAGUUGAUCCAAAUCGGCGAGACAGAAUCGGCCUUGAAACGAAAUUCAAUAAUGAAAGAAAGAGUUGUGAAGCGUUUUUUGACCAAAUUUGCACUUCAGCGUGGAGCAGCGUUCGAGAUUGUGUUCGGGUAUUGGCUCGAAAACUUAGUUUGAUCAGUCCUAAGGCUGAAGAUCCUGUUUAUCGUUCUCUGCAUCCUUACACAUCGCCAUCAUUAGAAAUCUUCAUUUCUUGGAAUGUUGGGAAACGACGAAGUGCUGAAUGGACGAGGGCCAAACUUAUACGCCGAACACUAUUAAAAUGCAGCUUUGCAAGUGACGAAAAUACUUGGACCACGAAGGUCAUAAUGAACUGGUGCAGAAGACAAGGGUAUUCUCCCAUGUGUUGCUGGUCACAGACUUCAAGCACUUUCACCAAGUGUCAGCCCUUUGUUCCCCCAGCAUUGUCACCCGAUGAAAUUGUCACUCUCAGCAAGACGCAGUUCGACAAUUCACAAUUGUCGUCCGAAGAUGAAGUAACUGUUGAAGUAGAAUCUUUGAUAGAGCUUGAUGGUGCUUCUUCCUCUACGACGCAUUUUCCCAAAGCUUCGUUUUUGUUAAAUGAUCCUGAUCCGCGUUUGACAUCAUGGAUUGUAGAUUCCAUCGAAAAACAUGGAUUUAAACUGGGAUCUGAUUUGUGCGAAGAUUUUCUCAUUCCAUUGUCACGUGUGCUAUUGUCUCAUAUUUGGAGAGAAGUAGCCGAAGAUUUACUGCGACGAUCUUUAAGUCAAACUUGGCAACGAACACGGGGUGCCAUACCAGAUGAGAUAUCAUUGAUUGAUACCUAUACCGCAAUCAGUCACCGUCCGCAAUUUGAUAUCCUAACUAACGUUGGUUUGGCGACGGUAGACCACAACGAUCAUCAAUCGAACCUAGCGACGUAGUUUCAACUGUGCACAUUUUCUCCUUUACCCGAUGUGAAAAUACAGCAAAGAAAAUU
This is a messenger RNA of Daphnia carinata, 2890 nucleotides long. RefSeq names its product YEATS domain-containing protein 2-like. The transcript has 6 exons. Gene Ontology annotation, biological process: regulation of transcription by RNA polymerase II; chromatin remodeling. The record is from RefSeq and is a predicted model, not a curated record. The coding region runs from base 180 to 2834 and encodes 884 amino acids. Gene Ontology annotation, molecular function: histone binding. Lineage: Eukaryota; Metazoa; Arthropoda; Branchiopoda; Diplostraca; Daphniidae. Gene Ontology annotation, cellular component: NuA4 histone acetyltransferase complex.